Molecule: messenger RNA, 1229 nt
Organism: Anas platyrhynchos (mallard)
Lineage: Eukaryota; Metazoa; Chordata; Aves; Anseriformes; Anatidae
Source: RefSeq, a predicted model, not a curated record
GGUGCUGAAGCCCAAGGCAAUGUGCAGGGGAGGGUGGGCAGCUGGGACAGAGCAGCCCAGGGCUGGCCCCUCACCCUGCCCACACCCACUGGGCACCAGCCAUGGGCUGUGACCAGCUCUCCCCUCUCCUUCCAGCAUGGAGAAGGUUUCUGCUGCCUCAAAAUGGAGUGAAGGUGACCCUGGAUCCACACACGGCUCAUCCCCUGCUUGUUGUGUCUCAGGACAAGAGCAGUGUGAGAUGGGGAAGGGAAUGGCAGCAGGUUCCUGACGCACCAGAGAGAUUUAACUAUUGGUGCUGCGUGCUGGGCCAUGGGGAGUUCAGAGAGGGGAGGCAUUGUUGGUUGGUGGAGGGGGAGGGAGAAAAGCUAAAGUAUUCUUGCUGGGCUGUGGGGGUGGCCAGGGCUUCUGUGGAGAGGAAGGGGAAGAUCAACACAAGCCCUGAAGGAGGGAUCUGGGCUGUGGAGUACGUUAAUGGACAUCUCAAGUCUCUCACAUCUCCUCGCACCCCCUUGUUCCUGUCCCCUAUCCCCACAAGGAUCUGGGUCUGUCUGGACUGUACCCAGCAACAGGUGUCUUUUAUCAACGCUGACAAUGGGGUCGAGAUCUUCACUUUCACAGCAGCCUCCUUCAAUGGGGAGAGCAUCCGCCCCUGGUUCUGGCUAUGGACAGAGGGAUUUCAGCUGUGCCUGAGGGACAGAACACCCCAGACCCUGUCCCCAGCCCUGGGGGGCUCCUGCCCUUCUCCAGACACUCCUGCAUCACCUCUACUUUCUCCUGCAGGACCAGCACAGGAAUAAGGGGAGUGGGGCCAGGGGCUGCUUUGUGUUCCUCCCUGCUGCUGGAGGAGGGCUGGGAUGCUACAAGCAGGGGCUAGGCCCCUUGCAGCCCCUGGGCUCUGUCCUGCACACGGCUCCUGUGCUGGGGCACAAGCCCUGCUGGCACCCACGGCUCUCACCCUGCCUCUGAGCCCCAGCGGGCAGCACAGGGGCUGCAGCAGCUCUCCACGCUCCUCUCCCCUCUACUUUCAGACCCCAGGGCAAGGGAUGUGGUCACUGUGUGCUGCCGGCCAUUGCAGGCCACCUUUGCCUCCUAGGUUGGGGUUGACCCUUGCUCUGUGCCUGGUGCUGAGCAUGAGCAGCCUGUGGGGGCACUUUGUUCCCUCUGCUGGAGCACAUGAAGGCCCAGCAGCAGCAGGACUGUGUCAAAUAAAGUUUUGUACAGGAAGAUGG